AUCAACCUUUCGUUUUUUGCUGCUAUAUUCAUGCAGAGACAUUUCCACUUACACAACCGCCUAUAGUUUGUUCCUCUAUCUGUAAUAUCUUUAUGUUUCCACCUCCCUUUUUAUCUACUUAUGUGUAUGUAUGCACACUUUAUAUGUAUAUAACACUUUACCUCAUUCUAUAGACCUCUUAUUGUUCUUUUGACACCGCAUCAAAAUUGUCAUAGCAACGAAUCGAACCUGUCCUUUUCCAAACAACCAACCAAGCACGAAACUUCAACAAAAUCUUUUAAUUUUUCUCUUUGUCUCUCUUAUUCAUUUUUUCUUUCUUUCUUUUUCGUGCUUUAAUUAGUAUAUUUAUUCGGUACUUUUCUAUUAAGUAAACAAAGUGUCCGAUGAUGAGCAGUGAAUUGUUGUCAUUGAACGCAACCGCUAAUCGCAUGACACAGCUGACAAGGGAAAAGGAGGAGAAACGUGCCCAAGAGCGACGUAGAAAUCUUCUAUACCUCGUAGCCGCAUUUUUAGGAGAACAAGGAUACACCAAUUCCGUUGAUGUUCUUUCGAAAGAAGCCCAAUUGUCCCGUGAUAUUCAAAUUUGCGAUAAUGUCGAUCUGGAAAUCAUUUUAAUGGAAUAUUCAAAUUACCAUUAUGCGAGAUUCAAUAAGUAUCCAAAAUUAUGUAAAAAAAUUGAGUCAACUGGUAACACCAAUUAUCUUCACAACACGGUUAAUAAAAGAGACAGAGGAGAUGGUAGUGGAAAGGUUUAUUCCAAAUCCGAAGAUGAAAGUGGAGCAUGGAAGAAUAAAGUUCCAUCGUCGAAGUCAACAACAACAAAUGGAUUAACCAUUGAGGAAUCAAAUUUCGGCAUCACUGUAAUGCCUAUUUUUCCACGUUCGGAAAACGUCCAUUCAAAAUCGAUUGCCCCUGACUUUAUUUCCGAUAAUGAAAGAACAUUAAAGCCUAUCGGAGAUCUAUAUCCGUCUGGUUCGGAAUGGAGAGAAAUCGCUGAAGUUAUUUCUAAAGAAAUAGUAUUGAGAAAUUUAAACGUUCAUUGGGAGGAUAUCAAAGGUUUAAAUAAAUGCAAAAUGUUAUUAAAAGAAGCAACUGUCUACCCAAUCAAAUAUCCUGCUUUAUUUGGUGAAAAACUUGGUUCCUGGAAAGGUGUGUUAUUGUAUGGUCCACCAGGCACAGGUAAAACUAUGCUUGCUAAAGCAGUGGCAACUGAAUGUCGUGCUACCUUCUUUAAUAUUACGUCGAGCUCUUUAAUUAGUAAAUGGAGAGGUGAUUCAGAAAAAUACGUUAGAGUCCUUACCGAUCUCGCAAGAUUUUAUGCUCCAACAAUAAUAUUUAUCGAUGAAAUUGAUUGGACGACCACGAACAAUACCGGUGAUUAUUCUUCGAUGAACUCUGAACCUGCUAGACGAUUUAGGGCAGAACUUCUUGCAAGAUUAGAUGGAUUAUUAUCUACGGAGAAUGUGAAUGUUACUCUUUUAGCUGCUACGAAUGUACCGUGGAAUUUAGAUGCUGCUUUGUUAAGACGAUUAGAGAAACGUAUUUUUGUCGAUCUGCCGGACUACGAGAGUCGCUUAGAAAUUUUACAAUCGUACGUAGAAAGCAAACUACAUGUAACGGAGGAGUUCAUAUCACUUUUAAAAUAUACAGAGGGUUAUUCAUGCGCCGACCUAAAAUUACUUUGCAAAGAAGCAUGGAUGAAUCAAUUGCGACCCAUUCUUCAAUCUCUUGAAGAGAAGAAAAUUAUACCGGAAGAUGUACAAAGCAACGGUCUAAUAAUCAACGUAACGCAUCUCGUAGAUGCAAUGGUAUUCGUAAAACCCAUUGUAAAAAACAUGAAACCGCGAUAUAUACAAUGGAAUACAAAUUUCGGCUUUUCUACUUGCGAAAUUUGACAUUUACAAUUUAGAUUAUUGUCCUUAGCGUGUUUCAAACCGUGGUAGUAUCCUAUCAAAGAAAUUUUCUAUACUUAAUUUUAUAAGA
Molecule: messenger RNA, 1983 nt
Organism: Polistes dominula (European paper wasp)
Lineage: Eukaryota; Metazoa; Arthropoda; Insecta; Hymenoptera; Vespidae
Product: katanin p60 ATPase-containing subunit A-like 2
Molecular function (GO): ATP binding; protein binding; ATP hydrolysis activity
Source: RefSeq, a predicted model, not a curated record